Penicillium arizonense is the source of this 1143-nucleotide messenger RNA. RefSeq names its product polysaccharide lyase family 1 protein. The transcript has 4 exons. The record is from RefSeq and is a predicted model, not a curated record. Lineage: Eukaryota; Fungi; Ascomycota; Eurotiomycetes; Eurotiales; Aspergillaceae. The coding region runs from base 1 to 1143 and encodes 380 amino acids. Gene Ontology annotation, molecular function: pectate lyase activity.
AUGGGUGUCAUCAUGAAGUACAUUGCCGUUGUCGCAGCCAUGGCCGCCCAGGCCUCUGCCAUCGCCGUCUCGGGCGCUGCUGAGGGUUUCGCCAAGGGUGUGACCGGUGGUGGCUCUGCUACCCCAGUCUACCCCAGCACCACCGCCGAGCUGGUCUCGUACCUGGGUGACUCUUCUCCCCGUGUCAUUGUACUGACCAAAACCUUCGACUUCCGCAACACUGAGGGCACCACCACCGGCACUGGUUGUGCUCCCUGGGGUACUGCCUCUGCUUGCCAGCUUGCUAUCAACCAGAACAACUGGUGCACCAAUUAUCAGUCGUCUGCUCCCUCCGUCUCCGUGACCUAUGACAACGCCGGCAGCCUCGGUAUCACCAUCGCCUCCGACAAGACUAUUCUGGGCUCUGGCUCCGCCGGUAUCAUCAAGGGUAAGGGUCUCCGUAUCGUCAGCGGUGCCAGCAACAUCAUCAUCCAGAACAUUGCCGUCACCGACAUCAACCCCAAGUACGUCUGGGGAGGCGAUGCCAUUACCAUCGACAACGCCGACAUGGUCUGGAUCGACCAUGUCACCACCGCCCGCAUCGGCCGCCAGCACAUCGUCCUCGGCACCGACGCCUCUAAGCGCGUCACCAUCUCCAACAGCUACAUCAACGGCGUGAGCGACUACUCCGCCACCUGCGACGGCUAUCACUACUGGGGUAUCUUACUCGACGGCUCCAGCGAUCUCGUCACCCUGAAGGGAAACUACAUCUACCACACGUCCGGCCGUGCCCCCAAGGUCACGGGCAACACCCUCCUGCACGCCGUCAACAACUACUGGUACUCCAACAGCGGCCAUGCCUUCGAGAUCGGCUCCGGCGGCUACGUCCUCGCCGAGGGCAACGUCUUCCAGAACAUCCCCACCGUCGUCGAGGCCCCAAUCUCUGGCCAGCUCUUCAGCUCGCCUGACACCACCACCAACGCCAAAUGCAGCUCGUACCUCGGCCGGUCUUGCGUGGUCAACGGAUUCGGAUCCUCCGGUACCUUCAGCCAGGCUGAUACUGGGUUCCUGUCCGGCUUUUCCGGCAAGAACAUUGCUUCUGCUGCCGCUAGCACUACCGUUGUUUCGAGCGUUAUUGCUAACGCUGGACAGGGUAAUCUUUAA